Prorocentrum cordatum is the source of this 1437-nucleotide messenger RNA. Lineage: Eukaryota; Dinophyceae; Prorocentrales; Prorocentraceae. The record is from the annotation of a GenBank genome assembly.
AGGCGGCCGAGCACUUGCAGGGCAACUUCGAGCAGAUGAUGUCACAGCUGGAGGACUGCAUGCCCCUCCUCGGCAAGCUGAGCGGGGCAGCCUCGGAGGCCCGACGGGGCAGGGGUGCGAGGACCUCCGCUCGCAGCUCCGCUCCGGCGAGGGCCUGCUGCGGGAGCGCGGGCGGCAGCUGGCGGAGGCGCAGGCCGAGGCGCAGGAGCAGCGCCGCUUGGCCGAGCACCUCGGCGGCGAGGCCGAGGCGCUGCGGGCCUCGCUCGGGGAGGCCGAGGAGCGCAAUGCCGAGCAGCACAGGGCCGUGGUGUCCGAGCAGACCGUGUCCCUCGCGCGCGCGGCCACGAUCGAGGAGCUGAGCGGCAAGCUCGCGGCUGCCGACCGCGACCUCGCGGACUGCGUCGCGCAGCGCGAGGAGGCCGCCACGCGACUCGCGGCCGCGCUGCCGGCGUGCGAGGCAGCGGAGCGGCGCGCGGCCGAGGCCGAGGAGAAGCUCGCCGCCGAGCGGCUGGAACGCGAGCAGCUCUCGGAGGCCUUCCGCGAGCUGCAGAGCGCCCAGGCGGCUGGCCAGCAGGACCUGGCCGAGGUCGAGCUGGCCUGCGCGCGCCAAGUGGGCGAGUUGUCCGAGCGGGGGGCCGAGCUGGAGGCCUUGAGGUUGGAGAUGGAACGCUUGGAGGAGCAGCUGCAUGCUUCAGAGGCCCUGCGCGCAGACGCGGAGCAGCGCGCCCAGCGCGUGCCGUCCUACGAGGAGAAGCUCGCGGCGGAGCAGGACAGACGCGAUCAGCUCACGACCCAGCUCGCCGAGUGGGAGGAGAUGCUGGACCAGGCGCGGUCCGAGGCCUCCCAGGAGCGCCUCGCUCGGGAGCGCGAGGUCCAGGCGCUGCGCUCGAAGGCCUCGCAGGCCCAGGCGGCCCUGCAGGAGCUGGAACGCUCCCGCGCGACGGUCGCCCAGCAGCAGGAGGAGAUUACCGAGCUGGAGUCUCUGGUCUGCGAGCUCCGGACACAGUCGGAGCGAGACCAGGAGGGCGCCCGGCUGCAGCAGCGCGCGACGGAGCAGAAGGUCGCGUCGCUCACGGGCAGUCUCGAGGAGGCGAGCUCGGCGCUGCAGCGGCUGCAGGCCCAGCUGGAGGGGACCAUGGACGAGUGCGCCAGGGAGCAGGCCGCGAUGCGGCAGAUGGUCGACGAGCGCGUCGUGCAGCUGCAGAGCAAGGAGGAGGAGGUCGUUCGCCUGCGCGAAAACCUGGAGACGACCAAGCGGGAGCAUGCUCGCGAACAGCUUGCGUCGGGUCUGCCCGAGCAGAACCGCGAGCUCUCCCUCACCCGGAGGCAGUUCACGCACGACCUGGAGCUGGCGGAGUCGGAGAACCGGAGCCUGCGGGAGGCCGUGGCCCUCUUCGAGGAGGACCUCGAGCGGGUGACGGGCCAGAGCGCCCAGGC